AUGGCAGCCGUGGACUAUGGCCUCGCACUGACGACUCGCAGCCGUGUGGGCAGCCUCUCUGAUAAGAAGGACCUAUAUAAGUCAGGCAGCAUUGGGAGGUCACUCUACAGACCCCCGAAGCUCAGAAAAACAAACAUGCAUUUAGGAAAAGUGCUCAUCACCGUUUUCACCUUGGCGUUAACAGCAGUCUCAGCUUCCCCGCCUCAUCGUGAGGGCAGAGACGCCACCUGGACCGACUCCAUGGCCAAUCAGGCUCAUCACAAGUCCAAACUGGCAAAGGAUGAGGACCAGGUCUACAAGAGCCACAUAGACGACAGCGGCCUGUACAACCGCGGCGAGGAUGACCUCUACAAGAACCCGGUUUCGGAAGAGAUGCAGCGCAAAAUCUACAUGGAGUCGGAGCGCCUGCGUGCGCGUCUGCGUCAGGAGCUGGCCGAGCUGAGGGAGAGGCUGGAUCUCUCGCCGUCCCACCGCGGCGCCACCUUGUCCGCCGUGAGGCAGCGCUUGUCCCCCAUCACCCAGCAGCUCCUGGACUCUCUGAGCAGCAGCGCCCACCGCCUGUGCGACCGGCUCCGUCUUCACCUCCGCCACCAGGAAGACCCCCGAGACUUCCAAUGGAUGACGCAAACCCUGCAGCGGGGCACCUCCGAGCUGGCGGCCAUCUUGGAUGACCUCGCCGCUCAAACCUCCCAGGUGACGGAGCGCCUGGGGGAGACGGGCGAAGCGAUGAACAGGGAAAUCCUGCAAGACUUCGCCUCGAGGCUGGGACGGGAAGUGAGUGCCCUGAAGGUGGAGGUUCAGAAAGCGCUGGAGACUCUCAAAGCGGAGCUGGCGAGGGAUGACGCCGACGCCGCCUUGGAGCGCUUCUGCCAAAGCGCGGCGCGGCAACUUGACUUCCAGGCCCGGAUGGAGAGGAUGUUCACGGGAAUGGAGGAGGAGACCAGUCCUUCGCUGUCUGGACAGUCUGAGGGCUCAUUGCAGGAGGACUUCUCAGUCAAACUGUCGGCUCUCAUCCAGGACAUUCUGCACUCUGUGCAGUGACACGUCCGCCAUCAAACUACCGCCAUUUCCGGGCUUUAGAUCACACCGGUAUUUAAGCCAAACUUUAGAAGAAAGCUACAUUUUUUCAUAUGUUCUAUAAUAUAGAUUGUCCAUCCAUCCAUCCAUUUGCUUCUCCUUAUCCGAGGUCGGGUCGCGGGGGCAGCAGCCUAAGCAGGGAAGCCCAGACUUCCUUCUCCCCAGCCACUUCAUCCAGCUCCUCCUGGGGGAUCCCAAGGCGUUCCCAGGCUAGCCGGGAGACAUAGUCUUCCCAACGUGUCCUGGGUCUUCCCCGUGGCCUCCUACCGGUUGGACGUGCCCUAAACACCUCCCUAGGGAGGCGUUCGGGUGGCAUCCUGACCAGAUGCCCGAACCACCUCAUCUGGCUCCUCUCCAUGUGGAGGAGCAGCGGCUUUACUUUGAGUUCCUCCCGGAUGGCAGAGCUUCUCACCCUAUCUCUAAGGGAGAGCCCCUUCACCCGGCGGAGGAAACUCAUUUCGGCCGCUUGUACCCGUGAUCUUGUCCUUUCAGUCAUAACCCAAAGCUCAUGACCAUAGGUGAGGAUGGGAACGUAGAUCGACCGGUAAAUUGAGAGCUUUGCCUUCCGGCUCAGCUCCUUCUUCACCACAACGGAUCGAUACAACGUCCGCAUUACUGAAGACGCCGCACCGAUCCGCCUGUCGAUCUCACGAUCCACUCUUCCCCCACUCGUGAACAAGACUCCGAGGUACUUGAACUCCUCAGGUUCUCCUCCCCAACCUGGAGAUGGCACUCCACCCUUUCCCGGGCGAGAACCAUGGACUCGGACUUGGAGGUGCUGAUUCUCAUCCCAGUCGCUUGACACUUGGCUGCGAACUGAUCCAGUGAGAGCUGAAGACCCUGGCCAGAUGAAGCCAUCAGGACCACGUCAUCUGCAAAAAGCAGAGACCUAAUCCUGCGGCCACCAAACCGGAUCCCCUCAACACCCUGACCGUGCCUAGAAAUUCUGUCCAUGAAAGUUAUGAACAGAAUCGGUGAUAAUAUAGAUUGUGUAAAGAUUCAUUUACAUGCCUUAAUUGUUACCAAACGAUGCCUGUAAAACGGCAGUAAAACGGCUGAUCACACAAAACAGAAGCCAUCAUGAUGGACCCUCCAGCUGUGGAAGAUAGCUUUCCAAACAGCUAAGCAGACUCAUUUAGUCCACAGUCACGUUUAGGUGUAUUUAACACAACUGAAAAUAUACAAAAAGAAUGCCAUCGUAAGUUAAUAAAACCGAGCGGUAUAGCUCGGUUGGGCGUGCCAGCAACUUGAAGAUUCCACGAUCGAUCCCCGCUCCCGCCAUCCUAGUCACAGCCGUUGUGUCUUUGGGCAAGACACUUUACCCACCUGCUCCCAGUGCCACCCACACUGCUUUAAAUGUAACUUAGAUAUUGGGUUUCACUAUGUAAAGCGCUUCGAGUCACUGGAGAAAAAGAGCUAUAUAAAUUCACUAAAACUAACACAGACACUCGUAAACGUGUUAGCGUUUACACACCGCUGGCUUGAGUACAUGACGGCAGCACGUUCAAAUGUGCAUGAAAACACUCCUACAGACAUCACACACGGGACAGGUUUAGUAAGCAUGAAUUGCUUUAGUUGCAUUGUAAAACUUUCAAACGUUGCUUGGAGGGAUGAGUGACGAAUCCGAACAAGUAGCGACGUAUUGGACAAGUAACAGACGAAAACGGGAUAUGCUUCCGGUUCAAGGCACAAAAACAGGAAGUACAUUUUUUUUAACCCGCAGUGAGCAAAUUUGUCCAAAAGAUGGCGCCAUUGCACAAACAAUAACACAUUCUUAGCGUCUCUGUCUGUGUUUUAUGAAAACGAUGCGUCGAAAGCAAAACAUUAGGGAAGAAAAAUGUAUUUUAUAAGCCGCAGGGUUCAAUUCAAAGUAUAAAAAAGAUAUGGUAUUUUUUUAAGUACAUAUUUUUUUAAGUAUUUUCCUUUUCUUAUGUGUAAAUGAUCGCUAUGGAGUCGCAACAUAGCCAUUAAGUUUUGGUCCCUUGCUACAUCACGUCCUAAAUUAGGAAUUUCCAAGCAUAAAAAUGCCUAAAUAAAAUUUUUGAAAAAUUAUACUAAAGUGGUAUUUACCACGAGAAGGAACUAAACCAAACAGAGUUCAGUAUCACGCCCACCGAUUGGCUCAGCCUCAGGCAGCAUAACUAUAUUGGGGCGGUAUAGCUCGGUUGGUAGAGCGGCCGUGCCAGCAACUUGAGGGUUGCAGGUUCAAUUCCCGCUUCCGCCAUCCUAGUCACUGCCGUUGUGUCCUUGGGCAAGACACUUUACCCACCUGCUCCCAGUACCACCCACACUGGUUUUAAUCUAACUUAGAUAUUGGGUUUCACUAUGUAAAGUGCUUUGAGUCACUAGAGAAAAGCGCUAUAUAAAAUACAAUUCACAAUUCACAAUUGGAUUUAAAAGAAUGUAAAGAUGACUAAAGGGUGUUGUGUCUAGAGGGCUCUCAUAUUGUUAAAAAAAAACUUAUAAAGAUUUUAACAUCUUGUUCUAUAAUUGUCAGAGUUAGUUGGUGUUGAACCCCAAGAUGCAGAGAAGGACGGAGGCAUUUUGCAGGAAAACAUGAUAAAAUACUAGAACAAAACCAAACAAAGGGUACAAACAAAAAGCGCGCACGUGGGCGGAUAACAAACAAAAAGCCCUAGCGUGGAAGCUAGCUGGUAUCUAGCAGGAAAUAGAAGUCGUACUUAUAAUAAGAAAACAAACUGGAAGCAGGAAACAAAAGACAGUAAGCUUGAAACAUCUAACUAAAUUUAGCUUACCGCAACGCCGUAUUGACUCGACAACAUACGACACGACACGACAGGUAGCAAUGACAAGAGCGACAAGAAGUGACAUCGACAAGACAAUAAACCAGCACUCGACUGGAGGACAAAACAGGUUCAAAUAGGAGCGGGCUUAUUGACACCAGGUGUGGCCAGGUGCCAAUCAGCCGCAUCUGAGGGAAAACAGCGCAGUUCAGUUUAUUAAGGAUCCCCAUUAGUCUACACCGCAGUGGAGACUAUUCUUCCGCACAGGGGAAAAAACAGGAAACAGACAAAAUAAGAGCGCUGACAGGAAAUACUAAACACACAGAGGAAAAACUAAAAUACAAACAAACUGUCAGUGGCAAGCCUGACAACAAUGGCCGCAAAAAAUUGUUUUUAGUGCCAAAACCUAUUGGCAGUGUUGUAGCACCGUAGCAUGGAGUCCGUUCUCAGGAAAAAAAAGUAUUACUUGUAACAGUGAUUUAUAUACAAAUGUAAUAUUUUACCUUUUGUUUUGUGUAAUUGUUUUUUAUAUUGGUUGCCUUGACUUGUUAAUGACUACAAUGUUAUGGUUUUGCUCACAAUUUGUAAUUCAUGUUUAUAGCAAAUGAACGCAUGCCUUUUGUGUUUUUGUACAGUGUUGUGGAACUAUUAAUGUGUUUUUGUAUAUUUGGGUUUUAAAAUAUUGGACUUGAGGUGAUAAUAUUCGGAAAACCCAAAACCUUUACCGUUUUACAAAUACGGCAAAAUAUGUCAUUUUUUUGCCAGCCCAAACUUUUUGUACUGUUCUCUACUACAUUCCUGUACAUACUCAUAGAACAUAUGUGUGAUGAUGAUUGAAACAUCUAUUUCACCACAGAAGUUGACUUUGGACACAGUUUAUUUUUGAAAAGAGCAAUACAAUGUAAAUGUGUUUUUAAAAUAAACCAAAACAAUUGAAGUGGCUUUUUGUCUUACAAUGUAGUAUAGACAUUAUACUUUAAUGUACAAACCCUGUUUCCAUAUGAGUUGGGCAA
Messenger RNA from Nerophis ophidion (straightnose pipefish), 4834 nucleotides. RefSeq lists its product as uncharacterized. The record is from RefSeq and is a predicted model, not a curated record. Bases 1 to 1041 code for a protein of 346 amino acids. The transcript has 5 exons. Lineage: Eukaryota; Metazoa; Chordata; Actinopteri; Syngnathiformes; Syngnathidae.